UACUGAUAACUUUUUGGGGAGAAACAUGAUUCCUACUUCUGGAUGAUGAUCUCAUUCUCAUUAUAUUAAUAAAUACAUUGGUGAUUAAAAUAUAACUUGCAAAAUGAUUGGUAGAAGAUGUAAAUAUUUCAUAUUUUUUGGAUUAUUGCUCAUCAGUUUUAAAAUGAUUAUUUCUGCUAACACAGGUUUCACUGUAUCUGUGUAUGAUGUGACAUCAAGAAGUCUUUCUAUCCGAUGGUCUAAAUUUCCUGGAGCUUUCUCUUAUAGAGUAAUGGCAACGCCUAUGAACACAGUGGGCCAUUCUUUCUUGGCCUAUUUCACUGAUAUUACGCUUGUCGGCACUCUAACACCACUGCCUCCUGACACAGUCCAUACUGUAAAGGUGGAAGCCAUUGAUAAGAAUGGAGUUAUACUGGCUGAAGCACAGACUAUGCAGUUAACAGCUCCUGAGAUUCCUACUAUUGAACAAGCUUAUUCAAAACUGAGUAACAGUAUCACAGUGGAAUGGGCCACUGUCCCAGGAGCAUCCAGUUACCUGCUGACAGCACAGGAUGGAGAGUCAUUCAUUGAAACAAUAGUCACAAAUUCACCAGGCACUGUGACAGGGUUGAAGGCUGCAACGCUGUACAAAAUCACCAUCCGAUCAAUAAAUGCUGGAGGAAGAAGUCAGCCUUCACUUUCUAAGAAGGCAAAGACAGUACUUGCAGCACCAAUCCUGACAGCAAAUUCCCCAAGUCAGGACAAUAUUGUGGUGAGCUGGAGACCUGUACAUAUGGCUGUUGGAUUCUUCAUCUCCAUCAUGAGAGCAGAUGGCUUGGGAGGCAUGCUGAAAGAAAACACCACCACCGACUCCCUGAUAUUUUCAAGCCUAGACCCAGGAACUCUCUAUACUAUCAAGGCACAUGCUUGGGACGCUAAUGGAAUACCUGGGGAUGACUCCACCUACAACCAAAGAACAAGGCCUCGUGCACCAGGAGAUGUCCAGGUGGUUUUUGACAGUGGAGCUUUGAGAGCAACUAUUUCUUGCAUGCCAUCAGAAGGUGCCUCCCAAUACACCAUUGCAGCCUACAGCAGCCUCUCCAAACGCAACUGCAGUUCAACAUCCACCUCUUGCACUAUCUUUUCACUUGAAUGUGGGACGGAGUAUUCCCUGUCCAUUGUAGCAAGUAAUGAAGCUGGUUCCAGCAUGCCCACAGAGGCACUGGCUUUCAAAACAGUACCUUGUGCUCCAGAAAGUAUAACAAUUGAAGAAGAUGAGCCAGGAAAUUUGGAAGUCUCCUGGUCAGAUGUUGACCUCAGUGAUUAUUAUGUGGUCUUUGUGAAAAGUGACGAUGGCUUGGAAGUGCACUGCAACACAUCACAUACUCAAUGUCACUUCCAAUCUGACUGCGGUUUCACCUAUUUCAUUAGUGUCUUUGCUUAUAACAAGGCAGGGCAGAGCCCCUUAGGAGACAUAUUCAACUAUACCACAGCCCCUUGCUGCCCCAGCGAUUUUAACCCAGUGUUUGUGUCAAGUGACACAGUUCAGAUUGUCUGGUCUCCUGUCCGUGGUGCUGAAAUGUAUGAAACCAAAGCUGUUGACUGGGCAAAUGAGCUCUUAUGCAAUGACACUGCCACAGUCUGUACCUUGUCUGCCCUGCAGUGCAACACUCAAUACAAUAUCACUGUCUACUCUUUCAGUGAAAUUAGAGGCAGCAACACAUCUUGUGCAUCUAAACAUGUGGCAACAGCUCCAUGUAGUCCAGAAAUAAUAAGCGUCUCAAAGGAUACUCUUUCUGUAAUUAAUGUGCACUGGCAUGCCAACAAUGAUGAAGCGACAUAUACAGUCACUGCCAAAGGAGCAGCAGGAAAAUGGCAUUGCACAAGCUCUGGAAGUUCAUGCACUAUCCACAAUCUCCCCUGUGGGUCCUUGUUCUCUGUCAGUGCUGUAGCAAGUACAGAAGCAGGACAGAGUUUGCCUAGUUACAGUGUCCCUUUAGAAACGGCUCCUUGCUGCCCGCUUGAUAUUGCAGUAACGCAAGUGACACAGUCUGUAACAAACAUCAGCUGGUCUACUGGGACUGGUGCGAAGACAUACGUAACUAUUUUGGAAUCACACACAGGAUACGCCAGGUGUCACACACUCCAGAAUUACUGCCUCCUGGGAUGCAUUACGUGUGGAACCAACUACACUGUGUCCAUCCAAGCAAUUAGUGAAACAGGUUUAAUAUCAAACUGUACAUAUAGUGGAUUCUCCUCUAGUGCCUGUUGCCCUUCUGGGGUUCAACUAUACAGGCUGGGCAACAACGGCAUACGAAUAUACUGGCGUACUUCUGAAGGAUCAAUAAACUACAGCACUGAUCUGUAUGGCUCAAAAGGAAAUUUCACCUGUACACCCAACACAGACCUGACCUACUGUGAUAUCAGCGAGAUACCCUGUGGGGAUGUCUAUACAGUUGUGGUGUCACCUGUAACUGAUGAAGGAUCAAAACUUGCAUUUUGCCCUAAAAAGAUAUAUUCAGUGACAUGUUCUGGAAGUUCAGUAGGAAUGGUGAUUUACAGAGGAAGGAGAAGUGCAGAUCACCACCAGGGACUACAGGAAAGAGCCGACUAAAGUAAGCUGGUAAGAAUAUCUUAGUAUUUCAGUCAGUUUUGGUGGGACAUUUAAUGAUCCUUCUAAUUCCACUAGCCACUAUCACUUUGCUCCCUCAGGCUAUCCAGUCUCUCUAUGUAACUGCUACAGCCUUGUCAUCAGUGACCUAUAUUGUACAGGUUAAACA
Molecule: messenger RNA, 2759 nt
Organism: Sceloporus undulatus (fence lizard)
Lineage: Eukaryota; Metazoa; Chordata; Lepidosauria; Squamata; Phrynosomatidae
Gene: FNDC7
Product: fibronectin type III domain containing 7
Exons: 13
Coding region: 104-2593 (829 amino acids)
Molecular function (GO): protein binding
Source: RefSeq, a predicted model, not a curated record